Molecule: messenger RNA, 1328 nt
Organism: Varanus komodoensis (Komodo dragon)
Lineage: Eukaryota; Metazoa; Chordata; Lepidosauria; Squamata; Varanidae
Product: F-box/LRR-repeat protein 8-like
Exons: 3
Coding region: 189-1328 (379 amino acids)
Molecular function (GO): protein binding
Source: RefSeq, a predicted model, not a curated record
CAGCCCACAGGUCUCCAGAACGUGGUGUUGGCAUGACUAAAGGACUUUGCUGUGCAAGUUUCGCUGGAGUCAGCAGCUGGUGUUUUGGAGCACGCUGAAAUUAGGUGCCAUCGAGUCUAUCAGGCCGAUGACCUUUCAUCUGGUGGCACAUCGUGCGAGGAGACCGUCGCCAAGAGCGGCUCUGCAGGAUGGACAACCCAACCAGGGGUGUUUGGAAUUACAUCCCCACAGAAAUCUUGUCCCAUAUAUUUUCCUUCCUGUCUGUGAGAGACAGGCAAGUGGUCUCCCUUGUGUGCAGGGCCUGGGCUGAGGCGGCUUCUGCCGGUGCUGUCUGGAAUUUUACUGAGAUCAGUUGCGACUUCGAUGAUAAGGACAACCACAAUGCCAUGUUGCUGAACUUGCAGCCGUUCUUGAGCUACAUCAAAUACCUGAAGAUCAUCUUCGAUCAUACACUGGAGUUUAACCGGGGGUUUGUCACCACCGUCCUGGACAUGGUGGCUUGGAAGAACUCCAAGCUGCAGGCGCUGAGUAUCGUGUGCCACGGGAAAAGCCCUUUCUUCUGCUCGGGCCAGGAUAUCCUACAGAGCAUCCUGGGCCUCUGCCAGUGCUCCAACAAAAUCGACCUCCGGUAUAUCGACUUGCAGCAGAUGCCGUUCACGCUGGACAGCAGAAUCAUCACCAUGAUUGCCCGCAGCUGCCCCAACCUGCACACCCUGCUGAUCAACAACCACGCGCCCGGCAUCAUCAUCCUGCGGGCCGAGACGAUCGUCGAGGUUCUGAGGGUCUGUCCAAAGCUCUCGACUUUAGGGAUCUAUUACGCAAGCCUCUCCAAGGACAUGUUCCAGGAGCUGGGGAAGCCCAGCAGAGAACCCUUCAAGUCCCUGCGCCUCUUCUAUGAAGGCCUGGACAACGAUAUCCCCGAAGAACUCUGGGUCCGGCUGAGCGAGAGGCACCCCCAGUUGCGGGUGGAGCUGGAAUUUGCUCCGACGGUCUCUACCAGAAAGAUGCCCCACAUUCUACAGCCCAGCAUCCCCAUCUCCACCCUGCGGUUUAAUACCUUUACGCACACGGCGGACCUGGUGCGGCUGGUGACCAGCCACUACCACCGCACCUUAGAGAAGCUGGUCCUUUACACGGCCCCGUCCGCGGACCUCAAUUUCUCCCUGGUCGAGAUGGCCGCGAAGUGCGUGCACCUGAAGGAGGUCCACUGCAGCUGCGUGGUUAGCCAGGCUGUGAUUGACGCCUUCCUCCUGCACUGCCCUCGCUUGAAAAGGUACGCACUCUCCACAGUGUUGUUCUUCUGUGAGUUUCCAGUGACCAUGUCUUGA